ACAACAACUGUUCCUGCUACCACAGUACCUGGUUCUGCCAUCACAAUACCAACUGGAGAACCUUCCACUGUUCCUGUUACUGGUUCUACAACUACAACCACAUCUGUGGCCCCCUCAACUACCGUUUCAAGCACAACUCCAACAACUACUUCUACUACUACGACAACAACUACCACAACGACUGCACAGCUUGCAGUGGUUACAUUACAAGUCACCAUCAAUGAAGUUUUUGUACCAGCUUUGAGUAAUCCUCAAAGUCCAGAAUUUCAAACACUUGCGGUAUCCUUUACUUCAGUGUGUGACGUGAUCUAUCGAGCAAAAUAUGGGAUUCUUUUCAUCCGGACGAUUGUCAUUGCAUUCAUACCAGUGUUCCGUUCMCGUAUGGCAGCAGACACACAGGUGGAGCUGGAAGUGGUGUUCAAUGAGACCGCCAUUGCAACUAUCGCUAAUGCAACUAUGCCCAAGGACAAUGACAUUAAAGAUACACUAAAUGAGGCUGUGACCAAUCCAAACUCUACCUUCAACCUCUCUGUGGUUCCAAACUCCAUCAUUAUUAUCAGGGUCCCAAAUACAUCCACAGUUGCCACAACAAUUACAACGGCUACUCCUGUCAUCGCAACCGUUGUCACAGCUGCUCCAACCACUACAACUGCUGCUGCCACCACAACCUCUGUGGCCACAAUUACACUCACUACAGUGUCUGUGGAGUUCACGUCCAAAGGAGAGACAUUUAUCUCCGACCUAUCAACCUCAUCCUCUCAGGCCUUUCAAACUCGAGCAUCACUGAUUAAAACACAGCUUGAACCUUUCUAUCAAUCAGCUUUCACAUCAUUCAACAGUUUGACAGUGACCGAAUUCAGACAUGGAUCAAUCAUCAACACUAUGAAUUUAGCAUUUAGAUCUUCUGUCCUCAAUUCCACGAAGAUUGAGACCAUUUUAAUCAAUUCUGCACAGAAAAUCACAGCUUUCAACAUUGACACCACCAAAAUCAAGGUCAAUGGCACAGGUGGUCCUACAUCUGCUGUUCCUACUAUAACUGCUGUGGCUGGCACAACCAUCACAAAACCAACUGGAGAACCUGCCAGUGUUCCUGUGACUGGGCCUGCAACUACAACAACAUCUGUGGCCCCCUCAACUACAGUUUCAAGCACAGCAUCAACAUUAACCAUGAAGACUACCAGGACAACCACUACCUUAACACCACCUACUACAACAACAUCUGUGGCCCCCACAACUACAGUUUCAAGCACAGCCUCAACAUUAACCAUGAAGACUACCAGGACAACCACUACCUUAACACCACCUACUACAACAACAUCUGUGGCCCCCACAACUACAGUUUCAAGCACAGCCUCAACAUUAACCAUGAAGACUACCAGGACAACCACUACCUUAACACCACCUACUACAACAACAGCAAUGCCAAUAACAACCAAAACAACUGCACAUCCUGUCGUGUUUAAAUUAAAACUCACAAUUGAAGUUUUAUUUGUAACAGCAUUGACCAACCCUGGAAGCACAGAAUUUCAAACACUUGCACUAACCAUUACUUCAGAGUGUGAUGAGAUCUACCAAUCAAAAUAUGGGAUCAUUUUCAUCCAGACGAUUGUCAUUGCAUUCUUACCGGUGUCCCGACGUUCCCUUAUGCCAGCAGAAAUACAGGUGGAGAUGGAAGUGGUAUUCAAACAGAUCUCCGCAGAAUCUAGGAUGAUUAAUGACAUUGAAAAUACACUGAAAGAGGCUGUGACCAAUCCAAACUCCAACUUCAAUAUCUCUGUGUAUCCGGACUCCAUCACUGUUAUUAGGGUCCCAAAUACAUUCACAGGUGCCACCACAAUUACACCGGCUAAUCCUGUUGUCACAGCUGCUCCAACCACUACAACCUCUGUGGCCACAAUUACACUCACUACAGUGUCUGUGGAGUUCACGUCCAAAGGAGAGACAUUUAUCUCCGACCUAUCAACCUCAUCCUCUCAGGCCUUUCAAACUCGAGCAUCACUAUUAAAACAAGUGAGCCUCCUGAAGGAUGAGAAGAACAAAAUUUGGAAGGUCCUGAUGAGAGGGUAG
Salvelinus sp. IW2-2015 is the source of this 2067-nucleotide messenger RNA. RefSeq lists its product as uncharacterized. Lineage: Eukaryota; Metazoa; Chordata; Actinopteri; Salmoniformes; Salmonidae. The transcript has 10 exons. The record is from RefSeq and is a predicted model, not a curated record. The coding region runs from base 382 to 2067 and encodes 561 amino acids.